AUGAGAGAAAUCGUCCACGUCCAAGCCGGCCAGUGCGGAAACCAGAUUGGAUCGAAAUUCUGGGAAGUCAUCUCCGAUGAGCACGGAAUCCAGCCUGAUGGCUCGUUCAAGGGAGAGAGCGAUCUUCAACUGGAACGCAUCGACGUUUACUACAACGAGGCUAACAAUGGAAAGUACGUGCCACGCGCUGUCCUCGUCGACCUUGAGCCAGGAACCAUGGACUCUGUUAGAGCCGGUCCAUUCGGUCAGCUCUUCAGACCGGAUAACUUUGUCUUCGGACAAAGCGGCGCUGGUAACAAUUGGGCCAAGGGACAUUACACCGAGGGAGCUGAGUUGGUCGAUAAUGUCUUGGACGUCAUCCGCAAGGAAGCGGAGGGAUGCGAUUGCCUCCAAGGAUUCCAACUUACCCACUCACUUGGUGGAGGAACUGGAUCAGGAAUGGGAACACUUCUCAUCUCCAAGAUCAGAGAAGAAUACCCAGAUAGAAUCAUGAGCUCUUUCUCCGUUGUCCCAUCGCCAAAGGUUUCCGACACCGUUGUCGAGCCAUACAACGCCACCCUCUCGGUCCAUCAAUUGGUUGAGAACACCGAUGAAACCUACUGCAUUGACAACGAGGCUCUCUAUGACAUCUGCUACAGAACUCUUAAAUUAACCAACCCUACUUACGGAGACUUGAACCAUUUGGUUUCUCUUACUAUGUCUGGUGUUACCACCUGCCUUCGCUUCCCAGGUCAACUUAACGCCGAUCUUCGCAAACUUGCCGUUAACAUGGUUCCAUUCCCACGUCUUCACUUCUUCAUGCCAGGAUUCGCUCCACUUUCCGCUAAGGGAACCCAGGCUUACCGCGCGUUGACCGUUGCUGAGCUCACCCAGCAAAUGUUCGAUGCUAAGAACAUGAUGGCUGCUUGCGACCCACGUCACGGAAGAUACUUGACCGUUGCCGCUAUGUUCCGCGGACGCAUGUCAAUGAGAGAGGUUGACGAGCAAAUGCUCAACGUCCAGAACAAGAACUCGUCGUACUUCGUUGAAUGGAUUCCAAACAACGUCAAGACCGCCGUCUGUGACAUUCCACCACGUGGACUCAAGAUGGCUGCUACCUUCGUUGGUAACUCGACCGCCAUUCAAGAGCUCUUCAAGCGUAUCUCGGAGCAAUUCACUGCUAUGUUCCGCAGAAAAGCUUUCCUUCAUUGGUACACUGGUGAGGGUAUGGACGAGAUGGAGUUCACUGAGGCCGAGAGCAACAUGAACGACUUGAUCUCCGAGUACCAGCAAUACCAGGAGGCUAGCGCCGAGGAUGAAGCUUUGGACGGUUAUGGCGAGGGAGAAGGAGAGACUUAUGAUUCUGAGCAAUGA
Molecule: messenger RNA, 1353 nt
Organism: Caenorhabditis bovis
Lineage: Eukaryota; Metazoa; Nematoda; Chromadorea; Rhabditida; Rhabditidae
Source: the annotation of a GenBank genome assembly